AUAUUUUUAAAGGAAGAGUUCCUGGGUAUUUCACUUCCCUUAGUGACUUGAUUCCAGAUUUGCCAUCAUCCACACAUCGUCAGGACUUUGUGACAUUUAAUACACAUGCUCCAAGCUCUAAUUCAUAAAGUAAGGGCCAUUUUCCUAAUUGUAAAUCAUGUCUGAUAACGGAGAACUGGAAGACAAGCCCCCAGCACCUCCCGUGCGAAUGAGCAGUACCAUCUUUAGCACUGGAGGCAAAGAUCCUUUGUCAGCCAAUCACAGUUUGAAACCUUUGCCCUCUGUUCCAGAGGAGAAAAAGUCCAGGAAUAAAAUCAUCUCCAUAUUCUCAAGCACAGAGAAAGGAAGUAAAAAAAAAGAAAAAGAAAGGCCAGAGAUUUCUCCUCCAUCUGAUUUUGAGCACACCAUCCAUGUUGGGUUUGAUGCUGUUACUGGAGAGUUUACUGGUAUGCCAGAGCAGUGGGCUCGCUUACUGCAGACCUCCAACAUCACCAAGCUGGAGCAGAAGAAGAACCCGCAGGCUGUGCUGGAUGUCCUCAAGUUCUAUGACUCCAACACAGUGAAGCAGAAGUACCUGAGUUUCACUCCUCCUGAGAAAGAUGGCUUCCCUUCAGGAACGCAAGCACUGACUGCCAAGGGCUCGGAGACAGCAGCCUCGGUGGCAGAGGAGGAGGAUGAAGAUGAGGAGGCUGCUCCCCCUGUCAUUGCCCCGCGGCCCGACCACACGAAGUCAAUUUACACACGCUCUGUGAUUGACCCCAUCCCUGCACCAGUGGGUGACUCUCACAUUGAUGGUGGUGCCAAAUCUACAGACAAACAAAAAAAGAAGACCAAGAUGACAGAUGAAGAAAUUAUGGAGAAAUUAAGUACUUACCUGGUUGGAGACGAGUUGUUUGUAGUCAUGGAGUACCUGGCUGGUGGGUCACUCACAGAUGUUGUCACAGAAACGUGCAUGGAUGAAGCUCAGAUUGCGGCUGUGUGCAGAGAGUGUUUACAGGCGUUGGAGUUUUUACAUGCUAAUCAAGUGAUCCACAGAGAUAUCAAAAGUGACAAUGUGCUGUUGGGAAUGGAGGGAUCGGUUAAACUUACCGACUUUGGUUUCUGUGCCCAGAUCACCCCUGAGCAGAGCAAACGCAGCACCAUGGUUGGGACCCCUUACUGGAUGGCACCUGAGGUGGUCACACGGAAAGCGUACGGCCCCAAAGUGGACAUUUGGUCUCUGGGCAUUAUGGCUAUCGAGAUGGUCGAAGGAGAGCCUCCAUACCUCAAUGAGAACCCCUUGCGGGCCUUGUACUUGAUAGCAACUAAUGGAACUCCAGAACUUCAGAAUCCAGAGAAACUGUCUCCAAUAUUUCGGGAUUUCUUAAAUCGAUGUUUGGAAAUGGAUGUCGAGAAAAGGGGUUCAGCCAAAGAGUUGUUACAGCACCCCUUCCUGAAAUUGGCCAAACCGUUAUCGAGCCUGACACCACUGAUCAUGGCGGCAAAAGAAGCAAUGAAGAGCAACCGUUAGCAGGGUGGCUGUGUUCUCGCACUCUUCUCCGUUUUUCUAAAGAAGUCUUUUAAUAUAUGAAAAUGAGUACUCUUUGGGGGGUUAAGGAGAUGGUCUGCAUAACACAGAGGAAAAACACAACUAGUCCCUGAAGACAACCAAGAGAGAAAGUUGCAAAAAGAGAAUUAUGACUUUCAAAUGAACCCCUUCUUUAGGGUCCAAAAGAAGUGGUGGACUGAAUCACUGUGCUUACAUAGCAGACAGCCUUGCAGGCCAUUUAUCAUGCUAUUUGCAUUCUACUUUGCUGACUUUGUUACAAUAGAUCUUGUUCGUUGUCUCCUUUGGGGUGUUUUCAAUACUUGAAUGGUAGAUUCGAGUUUUUCGGAGUAUUUGUUUCAUCUGCUGGUCUUGUGUUCUCUUUCAUAGCUUUCCUUUCCUUUGACUUGCUCUGAGAAGUUUUUCUCAUGCCUAAAUUCAAGGCAAGUAUCAUAGAAAUUAUGUAGCUCUUUAUAUUGACAAAGGAGGUUGAUACAGUUUCACCUUUUUUAGAGUUAGGACCAGCUAUUGUUAUGUGUAAUAUUUUGGCUCAGAACUUGAACUGAAGGAAGGGGAAGAAACGUAUGUAAUUUUUACUUUUUUUAACAAAUGUGAAAGUCAUUUUUAGAAAUUUCCUGUGAGUUUGGCAUUUGUUACAUGUAUAGAAAGACUAAUAAUCUAUAUUUAUAACUAAAUCAUUGAACCAGAAAAAGAAUUCCAUGCACUAUACAUUCGUACAAUUUUGUCUUCCUUUUCAACUUGUUUUCUCUUCAGAUUUGGCUUCUGGAACCAAAGUUAUUUGUUCUUGCUCCAACUUGGGCCUCAUGACUUUGUUUGGUGCCACUGCCUUCCCUUUCCCCUUGUCUUGGAAAUAUGUUUCUGUAUAUGUUGCAACUCUAGGUGUUUUGAUUAACCCUGUCUCACUUCUCACAAACUCCCAUACUUCCUAUGGACAUUAUACCAUAACCAGUGAAUUUUCAGAACUUAAAAGUUGACUUUUCUUCUCCCCUUUAAAAGGAAAUAUAUUUGGGGCUAGCAAAAACAAGA
Molecule: messenger RNA, 2572 nt
Organism: Octodon degus (degu)
Lineage: Eukaryota; Metazoa; Chordata; Mammalia; Rodentia; Octodontidae
Gene: Pak2
Product: p21 (RAC1) activated kinase 2
Exons: 12
Coding region: 158-1510 (450 amino acids)
Biological process (GO): regulation of axonogenesis; intracellular signal transduction; protein phosphorylation
Cellular component (GO): cytoplasm
Molecular function (GO): protein serine/threonine kinase activity; ATP binding
Source: RefSeq, a predicted model, not a curated record